Molecule: messenger RNA, 2298 nt
Organism: Haliotis rubra (blacklip abalone)
Lineage: Eukaryota; Metazoa; Mollusca; Gastropoda; Lepetellida; Haliotidae
Source: RefSeq, a predicted model, not a curated record
UUUAGACACAUGACUCAUCAUCUGCUAACUAUCACCGUGAUAGUGUAUUCAGAUGCUUCUAAAUAAUCUCUUAAUGGGUUUAUUAUCAAGUUUAUUCAGCAACAUUGAGAGUCCAUUUUAGAAGUGGGUCUUGACAAAUUUCUACUCAUAACGCGGAUAUCCGCGCUACAUUGAGAAGUUUUCAAAAUGGCUACUUGUAACACUGUUGUUUUACUUAUGUGCCUGUUUAUGACUGUCGAAGAGGUACUAACUAGUCAAUAUGUUUUCAACGAUCAAAAAACGCCAGCAUUUAAAGACUAUGAGAUGUUUCAGGAUAUCUUCCCUCUAAGUGAGGGAAACUUUUCCGGCUUAGUGAUUAAGCGCCCUGACCCAUGGAUCGUCAUUUUUCACACUGGCAUGCUGGAGCGAAGCUGGAAGUCUAUGGCCGUCAGCCUGAGGGGUGUGGUCUGGGUCGGCAUGAUCGACCUCAACAACAACGAACAACUGCUUCAAGAAAUUGGCUACAGUGCUGACAAUGACAGUGAUGCACGUGUGUACAAGUAUGGCACCAAGAAAACAAAAUUAAAAUCCUGGCGUCGAGUUAGUGACCCUAACACUGCAAGAUCAACGGCUGUCAGUUCCAUCCCAGAUACAACCUUGCAGCUGACCUCUGAUGACCUUGAAGACUUCUUGAUUGACAGUUACAUGUCGAAGCCCUCUCGAUUCCCUGCUGUCUUCAUAACAGAAGAGAGGGAAUCUUCAGCCAUGAUGAAAGCUCUGUCACUUCGCUUCCAAAAAUACUUCAGUUUCGGCAGGAUUGUACAACCAUCUUCGGCAGGUCUUCGUGGUCUUGGAAUGGAAAAGUUUUACAAGGACAUGCCUACUCUGCUUGUUCUCAUGACCAGUGGUGGGGAGAGUAUGGAAUCCCCACAAUUCAACGCCACCUUUGAUAAGAAAGCAAUGGGAGAAUUUAACUAUCCCAACAUUUUAGCGUUUUUGUUUUCCGUUAAUCGUGAGUUCCGUCACCUCAUGCCGGGGGACAGUGGGUCUGAUCGGAGGGAGACAGUUGAAAUGGACGAUGUUGUGGAGAUUGAGUCACUGAGGUUUGAUGUUAAGGGCCUCCAUCACUCAACAGGGAGCAAAAAAGUUCUUUAUGAGGAAGUCAGUGACUUGCAGAUGGAAGAGACUAUUCACAAAAGAAUACCUGAUGAAUUGUAGAGCACAACAUCUGAGUCAGCAUAUUGUAUUAUCUGAUAUAAUCCCUUCAUACCCUCUAAUGCAAAUUCCUAUAAUGUACGCAUCUAACAACUAAAAUGUCUACACAUGAUGUUUACUGCUAUAAUAUCCAUAUGGUUUUAUUAAAUGUUAUCCACAUGACAACACGGGCUAUAAUAUACUAUGUACCUAGACAUUAACAGCUAUACUAUCAAUGUUAUUGUAAGAUAUAAUACAAUAAUGGUAACGUACAUGACAACAUUGGCUGUAAUAUGUAUGUAGACAAUAACAGCUAUACUAUCAACUUUAUGUUUACAGAUAUAAUAUAAUAUGGUUAUGUACAUGACCUAAAUAGGCUGUAACAUAUGCAUUAGACAUUAACAGCUAUAAUAUCAACGUAUGAUGUCUACAGCUAUGAUACCUACACAUUCUUUGACAAACAUAAUAUCUACAAAUGAUGUUACCAGCUGAAAUAUCAGCAUCUAUUGUUAAAGUCUAUCAUAAUUUUGUAAGAUAUUAACACACCAUCAUCCAUGUAUAUCAUCAGCUAUAUUAUCCUUGACAAAUAUUUUCAGUGGUUAUAUUUAGGUAUGAUGUUAAUAGCUAUAAAUAUGAAGGUAUCAUACAAACUGUAAUGACUAAUGUAGUAAUGAUGGUAACAGCCAUAAUAUGUAGGUAUGAUGGUAACAGCCAUAAUAUGUAGGUAUGAUGGUAACAGCCAUAAUAUGUAGGUAUGAUGGUAACAGCCAUAAUAUGUAGGUAUGAUGGUAACAGCCAUUAUAUGUAGGUAUGAUGGUAACAGCCAUUAUAUGUAGGUAUGAUGGUAACAGCCAUUAUAUGUAGGUAUGAUGGUAACAGCCAUUAUAUGUAGGGAUGAUGAUAACAGCCAUUAUAUGUAGGUAUGAUGAUAACAGACAUUAUUUGUUGGUAUGGUUGUAAGAGCUAUAAUAUCUGGGUAUGAUAUGACAACCAUUAUAUGUUGGUAUGGUUUUAAGAGCUAUAGACCACCUCCGUGGUGUAGUGGUUAGAUUGUCCGCCCGGAGAGCAGAAGGUCAUGGGUAUGAUCCCUGGCCGCGUCAUACCAAAAGACGUUAAAAUAUGGUA